UGUUUGAAUCAUUACGCCAUCGAACGUGCCAGUGAAUUUACCGUAUUUUUUGUGUGACUUAAAACAAAACAAAAUGUUUCUUGAAAUAUCAUUGCUAUCGUGGUCAUUAACCUGCAUUAUAAUUGCACUUUCUGUGGGGCAUCACUUCGUUCGAAAGGAGUCAUUCUUCAGUGAGAAAAACAUCAAAUUUGUUCGAGGCAUUCCGGUGCUGGGCUCAUUAUGGCCCUCCUUCUUCGGCUUGGAACAUUUUACCGCCUCGUUCGAGAAAAUCUACACGAAAUAUCCGGACGAACGAAUUGUUGGAUUUUACGACCUGUACAAUUCGCCCAAGUACAUGAUUCGCGAUGUCGAAUUGAUCAAACAGAUUGCCAUCAAAGAUUUCGACUAUUUUGUGAACCACAGUUUCUACGUCGACGACAAUAACGAUCCGUUCUUUGGUAGAUCGUUAUUCGUGCUGCGUGAUCAACGAUGGCGCAAGAUGCGAGCGACGCUCAGUCCGGCAUUUACCGGACGAAAAAUGAGGCUUAUGUUUAACUUAACCAAUGAGGUGGCAGAUGCAUUCGGGAAGUACUUGAAGUGCGAUCUGGUGAAUGGACAGAAGGAUUAUGACAUGAAAGAUGUACUGACCCGGUUUUGUAAUGACGUUAUAGCAUCGACGGCCUUCGGUUUAAAUGUGAACUCGAUAAAGGAUCGAAAAAAUGAGUUUUAUAAAGUGGCAAAAUCCAUAUCGGAGUUCGGUUUCGUUGAAAUGCUAAAACUGUUCCUCUAUUCGGUGGAGAGCCUUUCACGACGCGUCAGUGUGCGAUUGAUUAAGCGUUACGACGAGAAAUACCUCAAAGACAUUAUACUGAACACAAUGGAGUUUCGGGAGAAAAAUCACAUUGUCCGACACGAUAUGCUAAACAUUCUGAUGGACUUGAAGCGAGGCAUUUCAUUAGCUGAUGACGACGAUGGCGAAACUAAUGCGAAAACAUCGUCCGAAAUAAUGGAGUGGUCGGACAAUGAUUUACUUGCCCAAUGUAUGUUGUUCUUAUUGGCAGGCUUUGGUACUGUGUCUCUCACGCUGUGCUUUAUGGUCCAUGAAAUAUGCGUAAAUCCCGAUAUACAGGAACGCUUGUACCACGAAAUUCAGGAUGUCAAAUCAACGCUGAAUGGUCAGCCAGUCACUUACGAAGCAUUGAACAACAUGAAGUACAUCGAUCAAGUGCUACAAGAAACAAUGCGACGAUGGCCGCAAUCAGGCUUCUCGAGUCGUUACGUCAACACGCCAUACGUUAUGCACAAUACCGAGGGCGAGGAAAUCCAUUUGAAUGUUGGCGAUGUCUUAGUGAUUCCAUCGAAUGCUAUCCACGCCGACGAAAAGUAUUACCCGAAUCCAACGAAAUUCGAUCCGGAACGUUUCAGCGAUGAGAACAAGCACAAAAUACCGAUGGGGGCGUUUUUGGCAUUCGGAAUCGGGCCGCGUGCAUGUAUCGCAUCACGUUUUGCAGCAAUGGAAAUCAAGUCUUGCGUUUAUCAUAUGCUCGAUCAUUUCAGCUUUGAAAUGUGUGAAAAGACGCAACAUCCCAUCAAACUGAAAGCUACCAGUGGAAAUAUUGAAGGUGAGAAAGGUUUCUGGGUUCGAUUGAAAUCGAGAGAGAGAAUCGACGGUAACGUUUCGAAACUGUAAUAUGAGGACAUUGCCCGUUUCCCGUUUAAUAUUUACCAAGAAUUUAAGUCUACGAUUUUAAGUAAAGUGAACUGUCGAAACGCAGUUCUCCGUUGUAGCACUCCGUUGAGCAUUUCAUUUGGCCGAAACGAUCGAGAGAUAAAUUCUAAUUCUAACUAAUCCGAAUCACUCACGGAGUGCUAAACGGAGAGAAGAGUUCAACUGUGUUUCAUAUUCAAAGCAUUUUAUUGUUCGCAUAACUAAGCAAUCCAUGCGUUUAGUGCCGCAUUAAACGCUUAGAUAUAUAAGUUGUGAGAACUGCGAUAUUGAGGUGGCGGAAAUGUUCGCGACGUUACCACCAAAGGAUAUGUAUUGGCAUAGAAUGGUCGCAUUGUGGAGUUGUAAGAAUAAAUUCGUUUUGUAAGAU
This is a messenger RNA of Bradysia coprophila, 2075 nucleotides long. Its product is annotated as putative cytochrome P450 9f2 pseudogene. Lineage: Eukaryota; Metazoa; Arthropoda; Insecta; Diptera; Sciaridae. The record is from RefSeq and is a predicted model, not a curated record.